UCCAAGGCCUGCCAUUGCUCAGAUAUGUGCACAAACAGACCAUUCCGCAAAGAGAGAAAGAUAAAAAUUGUCAAGACAAAACUUUGUGGAUGAGUAGUGGCAUUAGAGGCAAUGGAAAAGGGAGACUUUGUCAUCGAAUAUAUUGGAGAAGUUAUUGAUGAUGUUUGUGAGCAAAGACUCUGGGACAUGAAGCAUCGAGGCGAUCGAAAUUUUAUAUGUGUGAAAUUCGUAAAAUUCACAAUUGACGCAACUUUUAAAGGAAAUGCUUCUCGUUUUUUGAACCACAGCUGUAUUCCUAAUUGUAAACUAGAGAAGUGGCAAGUUGAUGGGGAGACACGUGUGUGUUUUGCUUCUCGCUCCAUAGAAGUUGGGGAGCCUUUGACAUAUGAUUACAGAUUUGUGCAUUUCGGGCCUAUGGUCAAGUGUUACUGUGGGGCUUCCAACUGCCAAGGUUAUCUGGGGAGUAAGAGAAAGACAAACCAGGUGGCCUCUAUCUGGGGAUGUAAAAGGAAGAGAUCUGUUAUGCUAACCCGUUCAUCAAGUAAACAAACAUUUGUUUGAAGGUGCAAUUUUGUCAUUUAUUGAUUUAUCAUUUUAUUGGAAAGUGCAG
This is a messenger RNA of Phoenix dactylifera (date palm), 610 nucleotides long. The record is from RefSeq and is a predicted model, not a curated record. NCBI's taxonomy places the organism in Eukaryota, Viridiplantae, Streptophyta, Magnoliopsida, Arecales, Arecaceae.